AUGAAUAAUGUGAGUAGGGAGCUGUUGAGUGGAAUCAUGUAUGCUUCAAGUGCACACAAGGUGUGGGUAGAUCUAAAUGAGAGGUUGGAUAAGGUUGAUGGAUCUAGAGUUUUCCAUCUGCACACAGAGAUAAACAAUUUGACUCAGGGCACAUCUUCUGUUUCAAGCUAUUUCUCAAAGAUGAAGGAGCUAUGGGAGGAAUUUGAUGCCCUCAUGCCAUGCCCUGGGUGUGAAUGUGUAGAAUCGAAGAAAUAUAUCGAGCAUUAUGAGUACCAGAGACUUUUGCAGUUCCUAGUGGGACUGAAUGAUUCCUAUGUGCAAUGUCGAAGUCAAAUCAUGAUGACAAAUCCAAUUCCAAGCUUGAACAAGGCUUACUCAAUGGUGAUAUCAGAAGAGAGUCAUAGAUCACUGGGGAAGGCAGUACAUGUAGGUGAAUCUAUGGAUGGAACAACUUUGUUUAGCAACAGGAACAAAAUCACUGGAAAUCAAAGAAGUCCUGGUGGAAGCUAUAAGGAUGUUGAGAACAAUUUUAAGCCAAGGAAGAAAAGUGAUUUCUAUUGUGAUCAUUGUGGAAUGAGAGGUCAUACAAUUGAAAGAUGUUGGAAGGUGCAUGGGUACCCAUCAGACACUAGAGGAAGGAGAAGAAUGAGAGGAAAUCAAAAUGCAUCAGGAGGAUUCAAUACAUCAGCUAAUGCAGUGAAGUAUGAAGAGCAACAAGCUCAAGAAAAGGACCCUCAUCUAAGUAUGGCAAAUGCUAAUGAAACAGGUCGCAAAGCAGGCAUCAUGUUUACUCAAGAUCAGUAUGAACAACUGAUAAAGUUGAUCAACAAGGACAAUGUGAUAGAUGGAAAAAAUGUGAUAGGUAUACUUCAUUCUUUCCUAGCCAAACAUAACAUUGAUUAUGUUAAGUGGAUAGUAGAUUCAGGAGCAACUAAUCACAUGACUUACAACAAAAACCUGCUUAGUGACAUUAGAAGAUUAGAUGACAGAUGUCCAAGAAAGGUCUAUUUGCCAGAUGGUAAUGCUACUGAAGUAUCAUGCAUUGGUUCUUGUGAUUUGGAAUAUGGGAGCAAGGUUACUAAUGUCUUUGGGAAGGUGAAGGGGAUUGGUAGAGUUGUUAAUGAAUUGUACAGGAUGCAGUUGCAGCUGAAGGAUUUUCAGAAAACUAUGGUGGCAACUGUACAGUCCAAAAUUGCUGAUGCAGGAGAAGACUUAGCAGUUUGGCAUCAAAGGCUGGGUCAUUCUCCUGACAAAGUACUGGAGAAGAUACCAAACAUGAAGUUUAAUUCAAGUAGUAAUAGUAGUAGUAGAAUAAAGGAUUGUACCAUUUGUCCAUUAGCUAGACAAAGGAGAUUGUCUUUCCCUACCGGAAACAAUAGACUUGCUACACCUUUAGAGAUUAUACAUGCUGAUGUAUGGGGACCUUAUAGAGUGUGUAAUCCUGAUGGGAGCAGAUAUUUCCUUACUUUGGUUGAUGAUCAUAGUAGAAUGACUUGGAUUUUUUUGUUGAAGUUGAAGAGUGAUGUAAUUGUCAUAUUGAAACAACUUUUUGCAUUAAUAAAACCUCAGUUUAGUGCAACUGUCAAAGUGUUUAGAAGUGAUAAUGGUACAGAGUUCUUUAACUCAGAAUGA
This is a messenger RNA of Solanum tuberosum (potato), 1632 nucleotides long. RefSeq lists its product as uncharacterized. The transcript has 2 exons. The coding region runs from base 1 to 1632 and encodes 543 amino acids. Gene Ontology annotation, biological process: DNA integration. Gene Ontology annotation, molecular function: nucleic acid binding. Lineage: Eukaryota; Viridiplantae; Streptophyta; Magnoliopsida; Solanales; Solanaceae. The record is from RefSeq and is a predicted model, not a curated record.